GCUGUUUUCAGAGUGUUUCAGAGUUGGCAACGCUAAAGUCACGUUGUUUAUUUAUUAUUUAAACAAUUAUUGAUAACUCUUAAUAAAUUCUUGUUUAAAAAACAAGAAUAAUAAAAAUUUAAAAAAUGAGUGCAAUUUUAAGAAAUACAUUGCGUUUUGUCAGCACAGCAAAAUAUGCUACAAAUAAUUCAACAAAAAAUCUACGAUCCAUGACGUUCACUACUAGUGUAAAUAAUUCAUUACCAUUACUUCAACCAAAUUAUCUCAACCGUAAUGAAUUUGAAAAAUUACAGUUUAUUCAAGCUAAAAAAAUAUCAACUAAUUUUGGAACAACCAUGUGGACCGCUGGAAAGAAAAUGUUAUCAUUAAUUUCUAAUGAAGAAAUAAAAAAGGCAACAAUUGGUCAACUUAAGGUAUCACUUGGUAGUGGUAAAAUAAGAUUAUUAACAGAAAAAAAUACGAAAAAUUUAAUUUUUCCUCCAACAUUCAACAUUGAACUUAACGAAAAAUUAAUUGAACCUAAAAGCAAUAAAAUUACUAAUGAAGAAGAAAAGACAUUAGCAUUCAAGUUGGAUCAAUGGCAUGUAUCACUUGAUGAUGAUGAAUUAACAUUUAAAAUGAAAGAUACUGGCGAAGAGUUUAUUUUGAAACACGCAGUUCACGUUGUAGCUCACAUGUAUCCACCUAAACCAUUAGAAGAUGGUAGUUAUAGGUCGAAUUCAGGAACACCUAUUUCUGAUGUUAAAGUAUAUCCCGCUAAAGAAAUAUCAAAAUCAGAUGGCUCAGAACCUUUAGAUCGGGAAUUUCCACCUAUAAGUACUGUUAUCACUCCCAAACAAUUUGAUACUAACGAAAAUGACAAAAAUGAUGAAUAUAAUCCAUUAUUACCAAAAGAAAGUAAUCAGGAAAUAACUGAUAGACCAAAUAGCGAUGGAAGAAUGAAAUUAAAAUUUCCAAUGACUGCGUCACUUGAAGGAUCUCGUCAGAAAAUUCUGUUAAAAGAUUGUGAUGAUACUUAUACUGUCUAUCACACAGUUGACAUUCAAGCUAGCAAUAAAUUGGCUAAAAUUGCGAAUAAAAAAAAAGAUGGAACAUCAAAAAUUGGUAAACUUCAAAUGGUACUGUACAGCGGUGAACUUAUCUUUGAACCAAGAGCUUCCAGUCUACAAUGUGUAUCCAUCAAACACGAUGUCGACAUUGAAAUUGACUUGGAAAGUGAAAUACCAAGUAUUCUUAUUAGCCCUCAUAUGAAAAUGCGUCGUCGUAUUUAGAUAAAAAUAAAUAGUUAUUAUUUUUCUUGUCUAAUAUAUUAUGAUUGAAUUAUAAUUAAACGAUUCCCAUAUUAUUUUAUAUGAUGAUUUAUGAUCAUAUAAUGAUUUAUAAUUAUAGUAUCAAACAUUCGAUUAAUAAUCAUUUAGAUUAAAAUAAAUAGUUAUUAUUUUUCUUGUCUGUUAAUUUACGAAUAAUUAAUAUUUUUUUUCUGACUUAUUAUAAUUAAAUUAUAAUAAAACAAUUGUAAUUUUAUUUUAUUGGGUUUGAUAAUGAUUUAUAAUUGCAGUAUCAAAUAUUCAAUUAAUAAUCAUUUAGAUUAAAAUAAAUGAAUAUUAUUUUUCUUGUCUGUUAAUUUACGAAUAAUUAAUAUUUUUUGUCUAACUUAUUAUAAUUAAUAAGUUAUUAAUUCAUGUUUAUAUCUAUAAAAGUAAAAAUAAAUAACUUAUUUUAAAAACAUACUACUCGUAUUUUUUUUUAGAAAUUAUAAAAGAGACAAUUGGGUUAUUAUUAUUAUACAAUACUAUUUAAUUUUUAUUUUUUACUUUCUUUUUUUGAAAUGAGCAAUGAUUUUAUGUUGUGAUUUUUAUUUUUUAAAUUUAACUAUCGGUAAAUUUAGGUAUAGUUAAAUAAAAAAUAGAAUUGCUACAAGUUUAAUUCUGGUAUUUAUUAUUAUGCAGUUAAUGUGCUUAUUCAAGUUAAUACCCAAAAUAUAUCAUUUUAAUUAUCUCUCUUUCUUUUCCUUAUUGAACUUCAUCACUUUUUUUUUUGUCAGUUGCAGAAAGAAACUUUUUAUUGAAAUACAUUGAUUUUAUUCUUCAUUUUUUUUUCUUACUAAAAGGCAGAAAUAUACCAGAGGCUCUUGUAAAUUUUUUUGAUGCAGCAACAGCAGUCAAUAAGUCAUCAAUAAAUAUUACAAAAAAAUUUCAUAAUUUUCUACUAGGAAUACAGAAUGAUAAAAGAGGUAUCCAUAUUAUU
Aphidius gifuensis is the source of this 2247-nucleotide messenger RNA. RefSeq lists its product as uncharacterized. Bases 126 to 1271 code for a protein of 381 amino acids. The record is from RefSeq and is a predicted model, not a curated record. NCBI's taxonomy places the organism in Eukaryota, Metazoa, Arthropoda, Insecta, Hymenoptera, Braconidae. The transcript is spliced from 9 exons.